Messenger RNA from Penicillium argentinense, 627 nucleotides. Its product is annotated as p24 family protein. The transcript is spliced from 4 exons. Lineage: Eukaryota; Fungi; Ascomycota; Eurotiomycetes; Eurotiales; Aspergillaceae. Gene Ontology annotation, cellular component: Golgi apparatus; endoplasmic reticulum; COPII-coated ER to Golgi transport vesicle. Bases 1 to 627 code for a protein of 208 amino acids. The record is from RefSeq and is a predicted model, not a curated record. Gene Ontology annotation, biological process: endoplasmic reticulum to Golgi vesicle-mediated transport; protein retention in ER lumen; Golgi organization.
AUGCGGUUCGCACUCUUCGCCGGCCUGGCCUCCUUGGUCUCAUCCGUUACCGCAACAGCCCUGACCUACCGGCUUGAGGCGAACGAGAAGGCAUGCUUCUACACCAACGUUGAUCAGGCCAACGCCAAGGUGGCAUUCUACUUUGCGGUCCAAUCUGGCGGUUCCUUCGAUGUUGACUACGCCGUGACAGCACCGGGCGGCAAGAUAGUGCUGGACGGAACGAAGGAGCGACAGGGUGACCACGUCUUCACUGCUCAGAGCAACGGCGAAUACUCGUUCUGCUUCAACAACGAGAUGUCCACAUUCGCCGAGAAGAUGGUUGAUUUCGAGAUUGCUGUUGAGAACGAGUCCCGCGCUCAGCUUCCUUCCCGCCAGGGUGCCAGCCCCGAACAAACCACCAGCCUCGAGGAGUCGAUCUACAAGCUGUCGGCACAGCUGUCAACCAUCUCCCGGAACCAAAAGUACUUCCGCACUCGUGAGAACCGUAAUUUCAGCACCGUCCGCAGCACUGAGCGCCGGAUUUUCAAUUUCAGCGUGAUCGAGGGUUUGAUGAUGGUGUCAAUGGCCGCGUUGCAGGUCUUUGUGGUGCGCUUCUUCUUUCAGGGCGCUCGGAAGGGUUAUGUGUGA